AUGGCUUUUAUGUCUGGACUCUGGAAUUCUAUCGUUGGUGGCAACGAGAAGGAAGUUAACUGGAACGACGUAUCAGUUUUCUAUUUUGAUAACAAAAAGAAAUAUUUCUCAGUCUCCGAAAUCGAUAAAGAAGUCACGCCUAUAGUGUUUUCUGAAUCUCAUAAGAUCACUUUCAACAAAACCGGUCUUGGACUUUCUUAUACGCCGCUUAAUUUCAUCACUAUCUUCCACAUAGAUACUAGAAAAGCGGAAGUAAAGAUGCCAAGCGGCCAUAUCGACCAACCAGUCAUUGAAGACAACAGGGAUGGUACUGUUAGCAUCAAGUACGAUCCCCGAGAGGAAGGUGUUCAUGAACUUUUCGUAAAAUACAAUGGAGAACAUGUUCAAGGGUCACCUUACAAAUUCCACGUAGACUCUAUCUCUUCAGGCUAUGUGACGGCUUACGGCCCAGGCCUAACCAAUGGCGUGAGUGGUGAACCCAGCCAGUUCACUAUCAGCACCAAGGGGGCUGGUGCUGGUGGUUUGUCUAUGGCUGUUGAAGGUCCAAGCAAGGCUGAAAUUACAUGUCACGACAACAAAGACGGCACAGUAGCUGUGUCCUACCUUCCCACCGCUCCUGGUGAAUACAAGAUCUCUGUUAGGUUCGGUGAUAAGCAUAUCAAGGGAUCACCUUUCCUCGCUAAGGUUAUUUUUAUAUUUAAAAUAUAUUAUUUGAGCUGUAUUUUUGACAGAUUUUUUACGAAU
This is a messenger RNA of Brenthis ino (lesser marbled fritillary), 744 nucleotides long. The record is from the annotation of a GenBank genome assembly. NCBI's taxonomy places the organism in Eukaryota, Metazoa, Arthropoda, Insecta, Lepidoptera, Nymphalidae.